GACUCGCAGCCACCAGUUCUACAACCAACUGCAACCACUGGGGUUGUAAUUUCAGCCACAAUCAAUGGCACUGCUGCUUUCGAGUCUAGCAAUCCUGGCUUGGUGCGGUCGGAACCAACCUCGAAUGCCAACCAAGAUUUCGCCCAAGACGUAGUUAAGAGUCAUGAGUUUGUAGAAGGUGAGGUGAUGUGCUCUCUUGAAGAACUCCAUCAACUUUUAGAUCGAGCAUCUGCACCCAAUACACUGGCCAACUCCUCUAUUUUGAAUCCUACCAUAGACUUGCAAGCCAUAGCGACAACCAGAGCUACUUUAGAAACGGACUUUAUUACUAUGGCUUGCGAGGUUCAACGAACUUGCAUGAUUUCAAGCAUCCAGAGCUUGGUAGAUUCUAAUUGCUUUUCCGCCGGCACCAGACCAAUGAUUAUGGGUUUGUUGAUGCAGCCAGAGCAAUAUCUUCCAGCCUACUCCAAAGCCUAUUCUGAGUAUAAUAGGGGCAAAAACUUGACUGACCAAGUCCAAGCUACAAAACAGCUUCUUCAACCUAAGGUUCAGUUUUGUGAUAGCAAGGAGAGAGAAUUUCAAGAGCUUGUGAAAGGGAAAAUGACGAUUGAAGGCAAGCAGGCUGCGAUACUUGCUGAAAUUCAUGGCAUACAUGCUGAAAUUUGUGGCACCAUCAAAGCGAUGCUGGAACAAGUUGAGAAAUUCCUCCUACAGUAAGAUGAAUUUAAAGAAAAUGCGGGUAAUCUCAAGACCACGUUGGAUACUAGAGAUGUCCUCUGGACAACCUUUAAGAAGAUAAUUCACCAGCACUGACUUGCGGCUUCUACACUUCUCCAUUACAUUAGUGAUUGUAUACAAGCUUCUAACAAGGACAUGCACAGAACAUUUUGGGGAGAGAUCAAAGGUGCCUUCCGAAAGAGCUGUAUAUAGCAAUUCCCAUUACUUCUACUUGUGAAACCGAGUAAUGGCUGAAUUUUGUGUGCCUGGUAUUCUACGACUUCUUUGACAACAAAGCAACCUCUGUUUCCUGCUGUUUCUUCCGGUACCUCUGAGCGGUUGCAUUAACAAUCUUGACAAGGAAGUCCAACAACAUGAGCCAUACCAAAUUGUUCCAAACUGCCAAGGAUUCUGAAUUAGACAAACUGAAAUAAAACCGCCCCUGAGAUCAAUAUCGACAACAUAUAAAUUAAAUGCCAAUGUAGAAGGAUGCAUUUUAAUCAGCAGAGUUACCUUGAUAUUUGACGAA
Pyrus x bretschneideri (Chinese white pear) is the source of this 1246-nucleotide messenger RNA. RefSeq lists its product as uncharacterized. Lineage: Eukaryota; Viridiplantae; Streptophyta; Magnoliopsida; Rosales; Rosaceae. The transcript is spliced from 2 exons. The record is from RefSeq and is a predicted model, not a curated record. Bases 187 to 717 code for a protein of 176 amino acids.